Messenger RNA from Cinclus cinclus, 4488 nucleotides. It is a transcript of the gene GGCX, whose product is annotated as gamma-glutamyl carboxylase. The record is from RefSeq and is a predicted model, not a curated record. The transcript has 15 exons. The coding region runs from base 341 to 2584 and encodes 747 amino acids. Gene Ontology annotation, molecular function: gamma-glutamyl carboxylase activity; vitamin binding. Gene Ontology annotation, biological process: peptidyl-glutamic acid carboxylation. Lineage: Eukaryota; Metazoa; Chordata; Aves; Passeriformes; Cinclidae.
CCCAGGCGGCCCCGGACCCGCCCCGUCUUCCCGGGGCUUCCGGGAGCUGCGACGCGGCUGGGCGGGGGCGGGCCGGGGGCGCGGCGGGGCCUGAGUCAGGGCGGGGUCGGGGGUCCUACAGAGCCGGGCGUGCCGGGUUCGGGGGGAUCGGGGCGGGUAUGAGGCAGCCGGGGGGGCCUGGAAGGGGUCAUAGGCUGGGGGUCACAGGCCGAGGCUCGGCGUCUGAUGAGGAAGGGGCGGGGCUAUAUGGCCACACCUUACCAAGCCCCACCCCUCGUCCUUGAUUGGCUGCCUCCGCCGUCACGCGCGGCAGCAGCGGUGGUGGGGCGGGGUCAGCGCGAUGGCGGCGGCGGCGGCGGGCCCGGCGCGGCGGAGGCGGCCGGAACGGGGGGAGGCGGCGGGGCCUCCGCCGAGCCCCACCGGGUCCCCCAAGUCGUCCGGUACCGGCCCCGGACUGGUACGGCGGCUGCUGGGGUUUGAGCUACGGGACCUGACGCGAUGGCACCGCUUCGUCCGUCUGCUGCACCGACCAGAGGACCCCGCUGCGCUCGGAGCUUUCCGCGCAGCCUUCGGGCUGCUGAUGGCCCUGGAUGUGCCGCAGGAGCGGGGCCUGGGGCACCUGGACCAGCGGUACCUGGAUGGGCUGGAGGUGUGUCGCUUCCCACUGCUGCCCUUCUUGCAGCCCCUGCCCCUGGACUGGAUGUACCUUCUCUACACCUUCAUGUUCCUGGGAGCAUUGGGCAUCAUGCUGGGGUGCUGCUACCGGCUGAGCUGUGUGGCGUUCCUAUGCCCAUACUGGUACCUGCUGCUGCUGGACAAAACCUCCUGGAACAACCACUCCUACCUCUAUGGGCUGCUGGGCUUCCAGCUGGCACUGCUGGGUGCUGACCGCUACGGGUCUGUGGACGGGCUCUUCCGUCCCCAGAAGCAGAAUGCCCACGUGCCGCUAUGGAACUAUGCCCUGCUACGUGCCCAGGUGUUCAUCGUGUACUUCAUCGCGGGGCUGAAGAAGCUGGAUGCCGACUGGGUUGGGGGGUUCUCCAUGGGAACCCUCUCCCGGCACUGGCUCUUUGCACCCUUCAGGCUGGUGCUGUCUGACGAGCUGACCAGCCGGCUGGUGGUGCAUGGAGGGGGACUGGUGCUCGACCUCUCUGCCGGCUUCCUGCUCUUCUUCGAUGCCACGCGGCCCCUUGCCCUCAUCUUUGUUACCUACUUCCACUGCAUGAACUCCCAGCUCUUCAGCAUCGGCAUGUUCUCCUACACCAUGCUGGCCACCAAUGGGCUCUUCUGCCGGCCUGAGUGGCCACGGGGGCUCCUGGCCCGCUGCCCCCCCUGGCUGCAGGGGUGGCUCCCCAGCACAAAGCCCCCCCAGCCCAGCCCUGACUGCCACUACGGGGGCCGGGGGGCACAAGGGGGCCUUCAGCCCCACCAGCACCUGGCCGCAGCCUUCACCAUCCUCUACGUGCUGGAGCAGCUCUUCCUGCCCUACUCCCACUUCAUCACCCAGGGCUACAACAACUGGACCAAUGGGCUCUAUGGCUACUCCUGGGACAUGAUGGUCCACUCCCGCUUCCACCAGCAUGUCAAAAUCACCUACAGGGAUGGGCUCACAGGGGAGGUGGGCUACCUGAAACCAGGGGCGUUCACACAGAGCCGGCGCUGGCGGGACCAUGCAGACAUGCUCAAGCAGUACUCAGCAUGCCUGAGCCAGCUGCUGCCGCGCUACAACAUCACCCAGCCCCAGAUCUACUUCGACAUCUGGGUGUCCAUCAACGAGCGCUUCCAGCAGAGACUUGUGGACCCCCGAGUGGAUCUGGUGCGUGCCCCAUGGUCCCCGUGGACCCCCACACCAUGGCUGCUCCCGCUGCUAGUGGAUCUCUCUCCAUGGCGCCAGCGGCUGCAGGAGUUGGAGGCACAGCUGGACGGACACAUGGACACUGUGUUCAUCGCAGAUUUCCCUGGCCUGCACCUGGAGAACUUUGUGAGUGAAGAUCUGGGGAACACAAGCCUGCAGGUGCUGCGGGGGAAGGUGGUGGUGGAGCUGGUGGAGCAGCAGCAGAACUACUCACUACAGGAGGGUGAGAGGAUGCAGCUGCCAGCAGGGCAGUACCACAAGGUGCACACGGUGUCCCCGGAGCCCUCCUGCUACAUGUACCUGUACAUGAACACUACGGCACUGGAGCUGGAGCGGAACCUGACACGGCUGCGGGAGCUGAGGGAGCGCGUGCGCAACGGCACCGAACAGUCCCCGCUGCCCCCUGAGCUGCGUCCCCUCUUGGGGGAACCCCCACCCGCGGGGGUCCCGCUGGACCCGGUGGUGUCGCUGUUCCUGCGGCGGGAACAGCAGGAGCAACGGCGCGAGAAGGAAUCCAGCCUGGCCCAGCGCCUCCGGCGCUUCCUCCGCAGGAAGUUCUUCCUCUUCCGACGCAGUGCCCUGAUGACGCUGAUUGCGCUGCGGAACCUGGCGCUGGGCCGCCCGUCCCCGGAGCGCCUGGCACAGGAGGUGGCCUUCGCCAGCUGGCGUGGGGAGGAGGAGGAUCGGUCCCAGACUGACGGGGGGGCCCAGAGGGGCCCCGAGCUCUGAACACCCCAAAUAAAUGCCGUUUUUUAAGCCAGAAAUCUUCCUUUACCCGUUUCCCCCGUGACCUAGAUUCUCCCCAUAACCAGCUCCCCAUGCCCUGUGCAUUCCCCACCCACUAUAUCCAUUUCCUCCCUCCCUCAGCUCCUGCUGUGUUCCAGCUCCCCAGCCACAUUCCCAUCCUGGCUCAUCCAUCCCAGUCUCCCCUGUAUCCCAGUACCCCUGCGCCUAUUUCCUCUGACACCCCACUUUCCCCCAAACUCAUUUCCUCCAUACCCCAAUUUCCUGUAUCUGUUUACCCAUUCCUCACUAUUUCCCCAAACCCCAACUUCCCCCACACCCUUUGCCCCAGUUCUCAUUCCUGCCUUAUACUCCACUUUCCCUACUCCUAUUUCCCCGAAUCCCAGGACCCUGUGCCUCAGUUUCCCCAGUACCUGUUCCCCCCAACACACUUUCCCCCUAUGUACUCCCCCAGCCACCCAUCCCACUUUCCCUUGUAUCCAAAUUUCUCUAUCUCCCACUGCCUCAGUUUCCAAAAUCCUCCACCUGCCCCCUUCAACUGUUUCCCUCACACACUUGCAGUGGCUCCAUCUAAUCCAUUGCUUUUAUUGAGAUUUUGUUGUUUUUGGAUUCAGUGGAUCAAAACAUUUGGAUGAAACCUCCCGAAACUAGUAAAACCAAGGGAAAAAAAAAAAUCCUCAAAGGCAGGAGAAAGCCCCCGCUGCUCCCCCCCAAGGCACUCUGGGGGCCGGAGUCUGGGCGGGCAGUAAACAAGCCGGCUUCUCUGUACCACACCGACCACCAGCGCCACGCCCGGGGCACCCCCGGCGCUCCAACAAACCCAAUCCCCCCAGGUUUCACCCCAAAUUGGUGGGAGGUGGGGGGAGGGCAGGGGGAGGAGAAGGGGGGCUUUCAGGGAUCAGGAGCUGCCGGCUGAGUGCGGGGACUUCUCUGUACUCACGCCCCCGCCUCGGCGCACAAUAAAUACAUCAAACCUUCAAGUAUCAAGCGCCAAAUGCCCCCCCUUUCCCCCCAAAAUCUGGACAAAGUUGGGGGGUGGAGGGGUUGUGCAGUUAGGGAGUUGCUUCAACUUUUGGAUUAAAACCCCAAAAAAUAAAAAAAAAUUUCCUCUGGUACUGAACCCUCGGGUGGGGGGGGGGUGGUUAGGUGUUGGUUUUAGCAUGUCCCCCAAAAGUGUGCAUUUUUUUGGAACAAAAAGAGGUUUAAAAUGAGGGUUAAGAACCAAACCCAGCACCAGCAAGGUCCCAGGGGUGUGGGGAGGCGGAAUGGGAAGUGUCUUCCCCACCUGUGGGACUGGGGGAUCCAAAAUGAGUAUCCUCCCAGUGGAAUGGGGACUGUUGUGGGGGACACACAGGGAGCCAAACUGAGGGGGGAGGGCCCCCCCCCCCCAUGUAGUGGUAUUUGGGGUCAAGGGGGAAUGGAGAAUGAUAAAAUGGGGUACCCCCCCACGGCAGGACUGCUGGGACCCAAAACAGGGUGGCCCUUGCCACAGUGGGACUCGGGGCACAGGGAAGGGGGAGGGGGCACUUGGGCCUUUUCCUCCAUCUCAUAGUUCGGAAGGAACAGUUUUGUUAAAAACUAUCCAGACGGAUCUGGGGGGACACGGGUGGGGGGGCUCCAGGAGAGGCACAUGGUCCCCACACAACCAAAACGACGGUGAGAGACAAUGGCAGGGCUGCGGAGCCUGGGGCGGGGGGGGGGGAGGGGGGGAAGGGGGGGAGACCCGGGAGCUCUUUCCCCCAGAGCCCACGGGCUUCUCUGUAUCCUACGUCCGCGGGAGUGGGGGUAAAAGCCCUAACAAUGCUUUUUUUUCUCAGUAUUUUAGCUUUUUGGGCACUUCCCAAGGGAAACUGUCCCUACCAAAGUGGCCAUAGGCUGCAGUCCUCUGA